Camelina sativa (false flax) is the source of this 1018-nucleotide messenger RNA. Its product is annotated as transcription factor IBH1-like 1. Gene Ontology annotation, biological process: regulation of DNA-templated transcription. NCBI's taxonomy places the organism in Eukaryota, Viridiplantae, Streptophyta, Magnoliopsida, Brassicales, Brassicaceae. The record is from RefSeq and is a predicted model, not a curated record.
UUGAGCCAUGUGCGUCCAUGUGCUCUGUCUUUCUCUUCUAGCCCCACUCUUAAAAUUUCACUUCAUUUCCUUUGAUCCAAUAAAUGCCUCCACACUCUCUCAUUUCUUCUAUUAAUUCUCUCUUCUUCAGUCUAAUCUCUCUCCCUCUCUCACUCUCUCUCUCGUUUCUUUUUAGGGUUUAAAGUUUCAGACACAAUCGAGCUACGUGGAUAUCUAAAAAUAGAAGUAAGCGUCAUGAUGAGCAGUUAUAACAUGGUUAAGCAAGAAUUUAUCAAGAAAUGGAUAACUACUCUCCACAUAUUAGAUUGUUCUGUUGAACAUCCCUUGAACGUAACCGAGAGGAAAAAUGCGAUAAAACUGUCAUCGGAUAUAGCCAUGGCAGCCGCUAGAAGCAGCUCUACUGUAUGGAGCCGCGCUCUCAUCUCUAGGAGCGGAAACAAGACGGCCAACAAACCUAUGGCUCGUCGAGUACUGAAAAAAGCUCGAAAUCGGAUGAAGAACCGUUGUCUCACUCUUAGACGAAAUGGAAAUUUCACAGCGAAAAGUGGAGUGAGAAGACGUACGGAGUUGCUUAAGCGUCUUGUACCUGGAGGCGAGUUAAUAGAAAACAAAGAUUAUUUGAUAAGAGAGACACUUGAUUACAUCGUCUAUCUCCGAGCGCAAGUGGACGUUAUGCGAACCGUCGCAGCAGUAGAUUCAGUAACCGGAAACUUAACGAACGAUAACAACUAAAUGUGCAUGCAUUUCCGCACUCUUGUGCAUAUGAAGUAGCUAAUGACUUAGAUGAAGGUCCACAUGUAUGUACAAUUAAUAUAAAAUUAAGCUAUGGGUUAAUUUCAUUAGAAGACUAAUGGGAUAUGAUCUCAUAUUAAUGAGAUAUUAUCCCAUAUCAUCUAUUCAAUGUAAAUUGAUUGUAAUUAUAUGAUUGUACCUGUUUAGGAAACUACAUAUUCUCUCAUCUCCAUAUAAACAUGUAAAUGUGUUUCGUGAAUGAAAUAAGAAAAUAUUCUUCUUUUUA